CAGAAGUUGGUGUAUAUACUUAAUCGCGACUCGGCGGCCAACCUGACAAUAUCAUCCCCUCUAGAGGCGCAUAAAUCGCACACAUUGGUACAUCACUGUAUAGGUUUAGACGUUGGUUACGAGAAUCCAGUGUUCGCUUGUUUAGAGGUUGAUUAUUCGGAGGCGGAUCUUGAUUCAACCGGCGAGGCAUUCAAUAGUACUGAGAAGAUGUUAACAUAUUAUGAAUUGGAUCUUGGUCUUAAUCAUGUGGUGAGAAAAUGGAACGACCCGGUUGAUGCAAGGGCAAACAUGCUAUUUGCUGGGGUAUUGGUCUGUUCGGAAAAUUUCAUAACCUACAAACACCAACGCGUGCCCGAACUUCGGGUUCCCAUACCACGUCGCAAAAAUCCACUGGAGGAUUCGUCACGUGGGCUAAUAAUUGUUGCCGGUGUGAUGCACAAGAUGAAAGGUGUCUUCUUUUUUUUGCUUCAAAGCGAAGAAGGCGAUAUUUAUAAAGUAACUCUUGAUUACGAGGAUGAUAAGGUGAACGCCAUUAAAAUAAAGUAUUUUGAUACCGUGCCUAUCGCGGCGUCAUUAUGUAUACUAAGAGCUGGUUUCUUGUUUGUAGCUGCCGAAUUCGGGAAUCAUCGGUUAUAUUCGUUCACAAGUCUCGGUGAUGACAACAAUGAGCCGGAAUGGUCCAGUAACGAUUUUAUGGAUACGGAUUCCAACAAUGUGGCGUUGGCAUAUUUCACACCAAGGGAGUUGCAAAAUUUAGAGCGUGCCGACGAAUUGGAGAGCUUGAAUCCAUUGAUUGAUGCCAAGGUGUUAAACCUUACGGACGAAGACACACCACAAUUGUAUGCCUUGUGCGGCCGAGGUGCAGGGUCGACCUUCCGAAUAUUGAGACAUGGACUUGAAGUAUCCGAGAUGGCUGUUUCUGAAUUACCCGGUAAUCCUAAUGCCGUGUGGACGACGAAAUUAAGAACUGAUGAUGAAUUUGACGCGUAUAUAAUCGUGUCGUUUGUGAACGCGACGUUGGUACUAUCUAUCGGCGAGACGGUGGAAGAGGUAACUGACACCGGUUUCCUCGCCACUACGCCUACCUUGGAUGUUCAUCAGCUUGGUGAAGACGCAUUGCUUCAGAUAUAUCCCCAAGGUAUAAGGCAUAUACGUUCCGAUCGUCGCGUAAACGAAUGGAAAACCCCGGGAAAUAGAGCAAUAGUUAAAGCGGCCACUAACAAGCGUCAGGUGGUCAUAGCCUUAACUGGCGGAGAACUUGUCUACUUCGAGCUGGAUAACCAAGGACAAUUGAAUGAGUAUCAAGAACGCAAGGAAAUGGCAGCCAAUGUAUCGUGUUUAAGUAUUGGAGAAGUUCCAGAAGGAAGGCAGCGAUCGAGAUUUUUGGCUGUGGGUUGUGAUGACAAUACUGUUCGUAUCCUUUCCCUUGAUCCCGAUAAUACGUUGGAGACUCUCAGUACACAGGGUCUGAACGUGCCACCUCAAUCCCUGUCCAUAAUUGAGAUGAUGGAUAUUGGUACUGACGCAUCGCACGGAACCCUUUAUCUGAAUAUCGGAUUACAAAAUGGAGUCUUACAACGCACUGUGCUAGAUACGAUUACUGGUGCACUGACUGAUACCAGACAAAGGUUUUUGGGAGCUCGGCCGGUAAAGCUCUUCCAAGUUAAAAUACAAGGCGCUCCCGCCGUUCUGGCAUUAUCAAGUCGACCUUGGUUGAGUUACACCUUCCAAUCGCGCUUAAAUCUUACGCCACUUUCUUACGACAUGUUGGAGUACGGCUCAAAUUUUACUUCGCCACAAGUUCCCGAAGGCAUCGUCGCCAUUUCCGCAAACACUUUGCGAAUUUUCGCCGUUGAAAAGCUUGGCACUGUGUUUAAUCAAGCUUCGAUCCAACUUAAGUACACCCCACGUCACUUUGUCCUUCAUCCACUUUCAAGAAACUUUGUUGUUAUCGAGAGUGAACACAAUACACAUUCUCCAAUGGAAAGGGAAAAGGCUCUAGAGGCCAAAGCAAAAGAUGGAUCGCAAGUUGAUCCAAGCUUUUUGGAUUUGACACCAGAAACAUUUGGACUACCCAAAGCCGAGGUUGGUAAAUGGGCAUCAUGCAUUAGAGUGAUUAAUCCGUUUCAAGGGGAGACAGCGUCACUAAUUGAGCUGGAGGAGAAUGAGGCAGCAUUCAGCAUUGCUACUGUAACUUUUCAUGGUCAAAACAAUGAACUAUUCCUUGUCGUUGGAACUGCAAAGGAUGCGAAUUUAGCACCACGCACUUGUUCGGUAGGUUACUUGCACGUUUACCAAUUUGCGGACGAAGGGAAUUCUUUGAAAUUAGUUCACAAGACUCAAUGUGACGACGUGCCUUUAGCAUUAUUGGGAUUCCAGGGCAGACUUCUUGCCGGUGUGGGUAAAGCAUUGAGAAUAUAUGAUCUGGGGAAAAGAAAACUUUUGCGAAAAUGCGAAACAAAGGAGGCAGUGCACUAUGCUUCCUACAGGCAACACGAUAAUCGCAUUAUCAUUUUUGCCGAUGAUACUACGCCCAGGUGGAUAACAACCACCGUCAUGAUAGAUUACGACACGAUUGCUGGUGGUGACAAGUUUGGAAACUUUUUCGUUGAUCGCCUACCCGCGGAAACAAGUGAGGAGGUGGACGAAGAUCCCACUGGUAACAAGAUAAUGUAUGAAAAAGGAUAUUUGAUGGGUGCCCCUCACAAGGUGUCGAUGGUUGUCCACUAUCAUGUGGGAGAUAUCAUAACAUCACUUCAUCGGACGACACUCGUGGCCGGAGGACGUGAAAUUCUAGUAUACACUGGGAUAAUGGGAAACAUUGGAGUGUUUGUACCAUUCUUGACGCGGGAAGAUAUUGAUUUCUUUCAAACCCUUGAAAUGCACAUGAGAAAUGAGUCCCCACCACUGGCAGGCCGCGAUCACUUACAAUAUCGAAGUUUCUAUGUCCCGGUGAAGAGUGUUGUUGAUGGAGAUUUAUGCGAACAAUAUAAUCUAUUGCCCAUGGAAAAGAAAAGGAUGAUCGCCGAAGAGCUGGACCGAACACCAGCGGAAAUUCAAAAAAAGAUUGAGGAUAUGAGGGUGAUGGCAGCAUUUUAA
This is a messenger RNA of Acaulospora colombiana, 3099 nucleotides long. Lineage: Eukaryota; Fungi; Glomeromycota; Glomeromycetes; Diversisporales; Acaulosporaceae. The record is from the annotation of a GenBank genome assembly.